Racocetra fulgida is the source of this 218-nucleotide messenger RNA. Lineage: Eukaryota; Fungi; Glomeromycota; Glomeromycetes; Diversisporales; Gigasporaceae. The record is from the annotation of a GenBank genome assembly.
AUCCUCACACAACUAUGACUAUUUGGCACGGGGAGAUGUUGGCAAAACCGGCUGUUGAACAAAAUAAUACAUUCGUGGAACCGUCGAAAUGUGAUUUUGGUCACACAUUAUAUAAGAUUUUCGUUGAGGUAGAUGGUGAUCAAGCCUCUGUAGAUUGUUAUGCUAUGAAACACAAUGGUCCUGAUUCGGGCCCUCGUGUCGAUUAUUUGGGGCAGUGA